Harmonia axyridis is the source of this 1179-nucleotide messenger RNA. RefSeq names its product cytoplasmic tRNA 2-thiolation protein 1 (gene Ctu1). Gene Ontology annotation, biological process: tRNA wobble position uridine thiolation. The transcript has 5 exons. Gene Ontology annotation, cellular component: cytosolic tRNA wobble base thiouridylase complex; mitochondrion. The coding region runs from base 131 to 1153 and encodes 340 amino acids. Gene Ontology annotation, molecular function: tRNA binding. The record is from RefSeq and is a predicted model, not a curated record. NCBI's taxonomy places the organism in Eukaryota, Metazoa, Arthropoda, Insecta, Coleoptera, Coccinellidae.
AUUAUAACAUAACCUAUUUUAUAGUAUUUAUGUUAGAGGAGAGGAAAAACCUUAGAAUAUAGAUACAUUAUUAAUGUUCUAAGGGAAAAACAAAUUUUUAAUUCAAAUAAUUUAUCUAUCUUACGAAAUAAUGGAUUGCAGUAGAGCUUGUGGCAACAAAGCAGUUUUGAAGAGACCAAAAAGUGGGCAUAAAUUAUGCAAGGAGUGUUUUUUCGAAGCCUUUGAAGAUGAAAUUCAUUUCACCAUUACCGAAGCUAAGUUAUUCAGACCUGGUAGCACCGUAGCUGUAGCUGCUUCUGGUGGAAAAGAUUCAACUGUUUUAGCUUAUGUUUUGAAGCAAUUGAAUAAAAAGUACAAUUAUAAUUUGAAAUUUGUACUAUUGUCUAUAGAUGAAGGUAUUACAGGUUACAGAGACGACAGUCUGGAAACUGUUAAGCAAAACAGGGAUGAUUAUGAAAUGCCGUUAAAAGUUCUUUCAUAUAAGGAUUUAUACGGAUGGACUAUGGAUGAAAUUGUUUCAGAGAUUGGAAAAAAAAAUAAUUGUACAUUUUGUGGAGUGUUCAGGAGGCAAGCCCUAGACAGAGGAGCACAUUUAUUGAAAGUGGAUUAUCUCGCUACUGGUCACAAUGCUGAUGACAUUGCUGAAACAGUUUUAAUGAACAUUUUAAGAGGGGACUUGGCUAGAUUGAGCAGAUGUACAUCGAUUAUUACGGACAGCGGAGAUGGUAUACCAAGGGUGAAACCUUUGAAAUAUGCAUAUGAAAAAGAAAUUGUAAUGUAUGCAUAUUUCAAAAAAUUAGUAUAUUUCUCUACAGAAUGUACUUUCUCGCCAAAUGCUUAUAGGGGACAUGCAAGAGUGUUACUUAAAGAUCUAGAGAAGUUAGACCCUAGUGUUAUCAUGAAUAUCAUACACUCUGGAGAAUCUUUGAAAGUAAAUAAGACUUCCAAAAUGCCAACUCAACAAAACUGCACAAGGUGUGGAUAUGUGUCUUCUCAAGAUAUUUGUAAAGCUUGUAUAUUAUUGGAAGGAUUGAACACAGGACAACCUACAUUAGGCAUUGGAAAAUCAAGCAAAGUGAAGAAAGCACUUGCUGAAAAUGAAAACAAGAAUUGUUGUGGUGGAAAAGGAAAUUGUAACAAUGUUAAAAGUUAACUAAAACAAAUAAAUUUAUAUUUUAA